This is a messenger RNA of Patella vulgata (common limpet), 3384 nucleotides long. Its product is annotated as retrograde protein of 51 kDa. The transcript has 11 exons. Bases 124 to 1914 code for a protein of 596 amino acids. NCBI's taxonomy places the organism in Eukaryota, Metazoa, Mollusca, Gastropoda, Patellidae. The record is from RefSeq and is a predicted model, not a curated record.
CAGUCAGAUCAUAUAGUCAGCGUGAAGACCUGUGUACGGAUCGAUCCAGCUGUAAGCCAGUCCCGCAACAUUCUUAUUUUAACAUUUUAUCACAUAGUGUAAUAUUUACCUUCACCAAGCAUCAUGUCUAAAGGUGGACAACAGCAGCAGCGAGAAACCAUGGAAUUCGGUUCUUCUGGCCGAGGUGGCAGCGGAUAUAUGCAGAAGAGGACCACAAUUAUCAACCGAGGGUCCCAUUCAAGGGUCCCAACAGGAGCGGGAUACAACCGUAGCUCUAUGUCGGGAUUCAGCGGUCUAUCCCUUGUGCCAGGUACCUAUUCCAGCAUGUCUCAUGAAGGAGUAGUCACCAUGAAGGAAAAGAGAGGACACGAGAAAAAAGAAAUGCAAGGAUUGAACGAAAGAUUGGGUAGCUAUAUCGAAAAGGUCCGAUUUUUGGAAGCCACCAUCACCCAACUGGAGCAAGAAUUAGAUUAUUACAGGAAUCAGAAAGCUGCCGAUUUUAAACCAGUUCGGGAUAUGUACGAAAAUGAAUUGGCACAAGCCAGACGUGUUAUCGAUGAUCUUUCUGCUGAAAAAGCCGGUGUUGAUGCUAAAAUGGCCGGACUUCAGGAUCUUGUUGAUACCCUCCGACAACAGGUAGAAACUUUAGAAAGCCACGCCACCGACUAUAGACAAAAGAUCGAUAAUCAAGCUGCCCAGAUUGGCGGAUACGAGGGUGAAUUAGGUACACUCCGACUUAGAAUUGAAAACUUAGAAAAUGAGAAUGCUAAACUUAGACAGCUUAAUAACCAGAAAAUGGAUGACAACCGUCGUCUCCGAACAGAUCUUGACAACGAGACAGCUGCUCAUAUCGAGGCUGAUUGUCGCGCCACCACCCUUGAAGAAGAAGUUGAGUUCCUCCGAGCUCUCCUCGACAAAAUGCCACAAGAAAGCAAUAAACCCGUUAAGAUCAAGGGUCUGGAUUUGGAGGCUUUCUGGAAAGACAACAUGGCUAAAGCUAUCCGAGAUAUUCAGAAUGAAUAUGAGAGUCGUCUUGAUUUAAUGAGACAGGACAUGGAAGCCAGAUACUCUGCACAGAUGCGUCAACUCCAGAGUGGUGCUGUCCGAGAUAACAUGGAAACACAGCAUGCCAAGGAAGAGAGCAAGAAACUCAAAUCUCAAAUCAACAAUUCCGGCACCAAAUUCGCUGAAUUAGAAGCCAGAAUUGCUGCCCUCGAAAGUGAACGUAACGCACUCAAGAAAGCACUGGCAAAUGCCGAAAUGGAACUAGAAGAGGAGAGAUCUAAACACAGUGCUGAUAUUCAGAAAUUACAGAAUGAGCUAGAAUGCUGUUUAGAUGAGAUUAAACUUAUCCUGGAUGCUAAACUAUCAUUAGAACUGGAAAUAGCUUGUUACAGACAGUUGUUGGAGGGUGAAGAAAACAGACUUGGCUUGAGACAGAUUGUAGAACAAGCUAUUGGAGCACAAUCGAAAGGAGCCGGAAAUCUCGCUGAUAUUGUUCAACAGUCCAGUUUGAGUGAAUCUACCGGAAAACUUACCGUGUCCAGAUCUUCCCGAGGUCCAAUCGGUUUUGUCGAGGCUGCUCAUGAUGGUCGCUAUAUUACUAUUGAAAACACCGGAAAAGGCCCAAACGCUAAAAUCCAGAACUUGUCCGGAUGGCAGAUUAGACGACAAAUGAGCGGACAGAAAGAACUCGUCUAUAAAUUCUUGGAUGAUGAAGAAAUCGCACCAGGAAAACAACUCAAGGUUUUCGCCAAGGGAGCAGCAACUGGUGCUAAUAUUAAAAACCAAGCCAACGCAGGUGGUGAUCGAUGCUGUGAACACUUCUCCUGGUUCUCUGGAUCCGGAACCACAAAACUCUUUGACGCUAGCGGAGUGGAAAAAGCAACUCUUAAAGCCGUCUUCAAACAGUAAAAAGAUAACGUCUCAGGAUUUUAACCACAGCCUUCAUACACUGAGCUGUAUUCAGUUUUUAUUAAUUAAAAUUAUUUUCGAUUUAUAUUAUUUUUGAAAGAAAAAUGGAAACCUUUCGUGUUAGAUACCAUGUCAUUCACGACCAUGAAAUUCUCUUAUAGCCAUUCAUUAUUAUAUUAUUACUUUCUUUUUUACAAGAAGGAUGGUAAAUUGUAAAAGAUUGUUGAUAUUUUUAAUAUUCACAAUUAGCGUGUAGAAAAUAUUAGAUCUUGUUUUAUUUUGAAAAAAGGUGGAUAUUUGUAAAUCAGAAGUUAGAUUAGUUUUAUUAUUUUACUUGCUUUGUUAUCAUUUUAUUCGUUAUGGUGUGUUUAACGUCAACAACACAGACGAACGUUGUCCAGUACAAGAAUUAUUUCGAGAGAUUUGGGGUAGUAUAUAUAUCAAUGUUUUUUCUCUUUCUGCGCUUUUCUCCCGUCCGGCAUUUGAAACAGCAAUCAAGUGCCUUAUAACAUCAGCGAGGGAUGUAGGAUUAUUGGUGGCCGGUUGCAUGGCAACUGUUGUCGGGAUGGUUUAGCAGUUUAUGUGAUUCGAAGUGUUAAUAAUCGUAUACAUGUGUAAAAUGUAUGUGUUUACCAAUUUUCAUAUGAACCGAAACGAAAUUCAAAAUAUAUUGGUCCUUCAACGGGUGUAGAGUGCAUUUUCGUUCGUCAUAAUUCAAAAACUAUCCAUUCCUCAUUACAUAUACAACCAUGGGUGUGAGUUAAUUAUUCCAAAUGGUGGGUUGAGAAUCAGCAAAGUGUCCCGUUGUAGCGACCAGAUGAAACACGCCAGCACGAUUGAACUGUCUUCUCAGUUUACGUUGGUAUUGUGACUUGAGAAUUUUUUUUAUUAAAUUUAUUAAUUUUUUUAUAUUUUUAAAUGUUUUCACUAAAGCAAAGAUUUAUUAUUAUUCCACGCUCACAUUCCGAAUUUUGUCUUUCCCACUCAAACGGUAAUUCGCCAACUUGCCCAUUGAUAUAUAACUGAUUUUAUAUUUUUAGUAAAAUGUUGCUAUACAUUUGCUGAACUUUCUAUGAAUUAAAAACGGUAGAAUCCUGAUAUUAAAAUAUAUAAGUCCUAAUCUGAUUGUACGGUAGUCGAGAAUAUCCAGCAGUAUAUAAACCAUGACAAUCGUGAAAUAUGAUAGCUGGAUAGAUCUCGACUUAACGUUCAAUCAGAUAUUGAUAUAUUAAAAAUAGUAGAUAUAAGAUACAGAAUAGAAAUUAUUUUCAUAUUUUCCAUAUUCUACUUUUAUGUUGUCUGUUGUUAUUCUUCGUUGUCUUUUACACUUUGACUAGAGUUAUUAUACACACAGCGAUAUUAUAAUAGAUGACUUGUGUAAUACUGUCUAUAGUCUUGAACUAUUAGAUGGAUUCUAACAUGUUGUAUUGUUCAAGAGGACGAUUUUAAUAAAGAUGUAUAUUACGUUAA